Alosa alosa (allis shad) is the source of this 2349-nucleotide messenger RNA. RefSeq names its product organic cation transporter 2 (gene slc22a3). Lineage: Eukaryota; Metazoa; Chordata; Actinopteri; Clupeiformes; Clupeidae. The coding region runs from base 37 to 1671 and encodes 544 amino acids. Gene Ontology annotation, biological process: transmembrane transport. The record is from RefSeq and is a predicted model, not a curated record. The transcript has 11 exons. Gene Ontology annotation, cellular component: membrane. Gene Ontology annotation, molecular function: transmembrane transporter activity.
GAACACAGAUCGCUAACUUUGCCGCCGUCUUGCAGAAUGCCAGGCUUUGAUGAACUUCUUAGCCAUGUGGGAGACUUUGGUCGAUAUCAGCAGAAAAUUUCUGUUCUAGGGUGUCUGCCACUCGUACUCUUUGCAUUUGUGUUGGUCGGGGUCGUGUUUUUGGCCAAUUCUCCGGAACACUGGUGCAGUAUUGAUCACGCAGAGCGUAUCAAGGGCGACUGUGGCUGGAGUGAGAGGGAGCUGCGACAGCACGCUGCACCCCUUGGAUCUUUCGACCGCUGCCAGAACUUUGAUAUUGACUGGAACACGAGUGUUGUUAACUGCAGGAACAUCAGUCAACUCAGUAGGCCUACUUUUCCUGCAACUCCUGGAUUUAAAUCGUGCGACCGCGGAUGGGUUUUUGACUCGAAUCACACAACAGUUGUGACUGAGUUCUCCCUGGUAUGUGACAAGUCCUGGUUAGCCGAUCUCAACCAGGUAUUUCUAGCUGUAGGCUUCUUCAUUGGAGCUCUGAUCACUGGAUAUCUUGCGGACAGGUUUGGCAGGAAGCCAUGUUUCCUGGUCUCCAUGCUCGGCCUGGGUCUGUCUGGGGUGGGCGUGGCCGUCUCCACCCUCUACCCCUUGCUGCUGGCAUUCCGCUUCCUCCAGGGCUUCUUUGCAAAGGGUGCUUGGACAGCCACAUAUGUCCUUGUAAUUGAAUUCUUUGGAUCAAGGAACAGGAAAUUUGUGUCUGUCUUGUCACGAACAACCUACUCCAUUGGCAUGGUUAUUCUGCCAUGCUUGGCCUAUUACAUCCAGUCCUGGAGGACUCUGCAGCUGGUCAUGACUAUUCCAACGUUUAUGUUCCUGGGUUACUACUGGCUUGUUCCAGAGUCUCCUCGGUGGCUGAUAUCACAGAGAAGAACACAGGAGGCUAUGGUCAUUGUGGAAAGCAUUGCUAAAUGCAACAACACAUGUCUGCCAGAGAACUUUCGGGUGGUUGAACCCCUCACAGAAAAGCAGGAAGAUCUGAACCGUCCCUCGUUUAUCGAUUUGUUCAGGACUCCAAACAUCAGGAGAAACUCUUUUAUCCUCAUUUAUGCCUGGUUUACAAGCACAGUUGUGUUCCAGGGAUUGGUGCUACGUCUGGGAAUUACAGGAGACAAUGUGUUCUUAGACUUCUUAAUCUCAGCAGUAGUCGAGCUUCCCACCGGGCUGAUUUUCUAUCUUACUGUGGACCGGAUUGGAAGGCGCCCCCUCAUGGCCACAUCAAACUUCAUUGGUGGUGUCUGUUGCCUGGUGGUUCCAUUCGUCCCGCUAGAACUUCUGUGGUUGAAGAAAACAAUGGCUAUACUUGGAAGAUUGGCUGUUGCAAUUGGAUUUGAGACUGUGAAUUUUGCCAACUCAGAACUGUACCCCACUCCUCUCAGAAAUCUGGGCGUAUCCGUGUGUUCGUCAGCCAGUGACAUAGGUGCUGUGGUGGCCCCAUUCUUGUUGUACAGGCUGGCUAGCAUCUGGCAGGAGCUUCCUCUCUUCCUCUAUGGUACGAUGUCUGUGCUAUACAGUGCAUUGGUAAUGCUUUUACCAGAAAUGAGAGGCGUCAACCUGCUUGAGACUAUAGAUGACCUGGAGAAAAUUAAAAGGACCAAUUGCUUCUGUAAGGAUAAGAAGAAAUCAGAUGGCAUCAUCUGACUGCACAUUGCUAAUUAUUCCACAAAUCUCUAGAGCUCAUCAGGAAGCUUCAUCCAAUUCCAUCACAUGGCACCCUUGGGUAUGGAAUGGAUGUAAGAAUUUUAAAAGCUCAGAUCGUGUAGAUUACACAGUCACUCUAGGACCCCAAUUUGGACUAUCACUCACAUGACUGCACUACACUCAUUAAGUAGCAUUUCUGGUUUAGACAUCUUUGCAGUCGUAGUUUGUGGGUCAUGUGGGUGGUCUGAGAAUUUGUAUUUGUAUGUUGAUAUAAAAAGGCUGCAUUUGGGAGCCAAUAUUCUGAGAACUCUGAGGGAUGUCUAUCUUUGCUGAAUUGUCGCAUAUAAAGAAAAACAAUGCUGUAAUUGUUUACUGAGAGAAAUGUACUGGUGACCCACAAAUUGGUCUUUGUUUCAUUGUGUGUUCUCAUGUAUGGUGUCUGGCGGCAUGUGGAAGGUACCUCAUUAAAAGAGUGCUGGAGGAAGGGGGCAGUAUUUAAGAGGGCAUUUUGUGUCAUACAUUUUUCAUAAUUUUUUGUCUCUAUAAUUGCAAAAAAUAUAAGAAAUAAAAUACCUCAUGUGGUGUAAAAAUGUACUUUAUUUAGUCUGAAAGUAUCGACAGAAUCUAAUUCACGGAUUGGGAUAAAUGCAGAGACCAAAUUUCCCUCACGGGAUCAAA